Phytophthora nicotianae INRA-310 is the source of this 2220-nucleotide messenger RNA. RefSeq lists its product as hypothetical. The transcript has a single exon. The record is from RefSeq and is a predicted model, not a curated record. Bases 284 to 910 code for a protein of 208 amino acids. Lineage: Eukaryota; Oomycota; Peronosporomycetes; Peronosporales; Peronosporaceae.
AAACGGCACUGCCCACUUCGCAAGAGCUGUGGCAUCAAGCAACAGAGGACAAGUAGGCGGGAGCACACAGCGAUACACAGCGCGACAGCAACGCAGGGGAGGGAGCUAGACACUAGGACAGGGCAGCGGCGGUCUGUGUGAGCGAAUUCGGCUCGAAAAAGCGCUUUCUUUUCCGCUUUUUACCACGUCCGGGGGAGUUUGUCCCGCUGGACCAAAAAUCGACGGGCGUCACGAUGCUCCAGGAGGCAGGAGACGACGCCAAGGAACAUACAGAGCCAGGACCAUGCUGUGGGGAGUGCAUGCACUCGAAAGGCGAGCGAUGCGGCGUGUGUCGAGACGCGCAGGAGCCUGCAGCACAGAAGCAAGUGGAGAGCUUCGAUUUCGGGAGUCUGGGGCCGCCGCCGCCGUGUCCGACGUUGUGUCGACAGGAGGCGACGGACUUCACAGCCGCGAGAGAGAGGAAACGGGCAGGUUUCUUCGGACAGGAGCUUGGUCAGAUGACUCAGCCCAGUUUGUCCAGAGUAAGCAGGAGACUGCCCACGCCGGUCGCGGACCAUUGUUCGUUGAUGAUGUAAGCAGUCAAGACGUGGAAAAAAGUAGUGGGAGUAUAGUAUUUGGAGAGGAGGGACAAGUGAGUGUUAAGUUAGCGACUGACUGGCGGCUUCCUUGGCAUGAAAUGAAAUCGCUCGCCAAGCAACGGAUCGUCGUUUUGAUGCUGUGUCUUGCCAGUAGAGACGGUGGGUACGCAUCGACAUGCUCGCACUUUAACGCGUAUAAAUUAUUAUUUUUUAAGGAAACGCUCGAUCCAAACGAUUGCGUUGGGUGGCUUACAAACAUUCAUGCACUCCUGACGUCAACUCCGCGUGAACAUCUAGCGAGUGUUUACCAGAACCAGACAGAUGCAUUCUGAGUGAGCUUCACUCGUUUCCUGUCAACGCAAGAUCAUGGGAUGGCUUUCAUCGUAGCAAGACCAGUACUAAUGCUAAGCUUAGCGCUUGGCAUCGCCCGACAGCGACGAUAUAUGCACUUGCAACUGGUGAGUCGCAAUAAUGGCGUUGAUGGCCGCCUUACCGACUCCCUGCCGACAAUUCUGGGCAAUUAAUGGCAACUGUGCGGCUUCCAAGUUAUCAGAUUUCGAGAGUGAUAGCACGUUCGAGUUGCAUCAUGCCACGGACAGGCAUUUUUUUCAGCACAAAUGCACCGAUAACUCAGAUGUGAAUAUUUUUCAUUAAUCGUUACGGAAGAGCCGCUAAAGAUUUUAGUGUAAAUUUGUUUUGCAAUUAUUAAGUAAGAAUAGAUAAAUUGAGGCUCUCUUUACAUGCGACGUCUUCAAGUCAACGGGUCGGACUCGCCGAAGAGGAACAUAAAGAGCUCUCGUGGGAGCUGCUCCUGACACGGACAAGCGUUGAAGUCGAUGACGGGGCACGAAGCUGCGAGCUGCAGCAAAUUCUCAACGAAGCGCUGCACUGCCUUGGUUCGCUGGCGCUGUGAGAGCACCAAGCUCAACACUGGACCCGGAAGCGCAGCUCCUAGAAGUAGAAUGCCAGCUACUUCAGUGCAGAAUGGGCAGCUCAUAGUCGGGUGGGACGUUUUGCACGUCUCGUAGAGUUCGUCCCGAAGAGCGACAAAGUCGCUGAAAUGCUUCUCAAUGUGGGCGUCCAAAUGCUGAGCCUUUGUCUUGAAACUCGUGGGGAUGCGAGAUCUCGACUGUGACGGAGUGUACACGUCGAUAGCAUAAUUUCCAUUGGCAGCCGACACCAGGACGCUGCGGAUCUGCUUGAGCUUGUUCACAGUCUGCAUGUGACGCGAGUACCUCUCAGGCAAAAGCCUCAUCGGACUGAGCCGCGCGAGACCGCCGACAACGACGUCGCUUGAAGAUUGAUGCAGGAUACUCAUGAUGGCUAGCGAGGAAUUUCUAAAGUGAGAACUGCCGCUGCGACUCGCAAGGUCAGAGGGUGCCACAUCUCGGCCUUCAACUGGACUGUCUCGUACCUGAAUGUGCGCUGAAUGCGAAUGGUCCGGUGCUUUGGCACGAGGGGGUGCUCCAUCAAAAAGUAUCUACACCACUUGAAACACCUAUUUCAUUUCUCUUUGUGCCUAUGACACUGUUACAGUAACUCUAAGUUGUAGGGAUAGAUAAGUCUAAAACGUUGUGUCAAUGUGAUAAAUGCUCAAGCAGAAGCUUCGAAGAGGAACUUGUAGAGCUGACGUGGGAGCUUU